AUGCCCGCUCUAUUCAUCAGCAGACGCACCGUUCAUUCAAUUUGCAUUUUAGUUGCUGUAGGGUGGAUAUGGUACCGCACAAUGAGUUCGACCUAUCCUUGUGCGGCGCCUAUCCUUGAUAAUUGCUCUUUCUACGCGUCAUGCUUGGAGAUGAAGUACCACUGCGGUCCAGCCGGCUACCCCAUUGGUUACGGAGAGAAGUUCUGCACAAAGUUCAGCGACGAUCGCUCUUUGCUCAGCGCCAAAGGACAGACAUGGAUGGUGGACACGAUGCAUUGUCUUCAAGAGGCGCUCGUCCCGGAUGCUUUUGGUUCCGCCGAAACCUGCAGUGUGCUGGAGGACAAGGCAUUCGGGACGCACGCCAAAUGUUAUAUCGAUAAUGGCCUGUGCUUUUUGCCUGUCGUGGAUUGGGAGGCAAUUGUCAAGAUAGUCGAACUGCGGACUCUUUUCGGGAGCUGGGAUGCAUUUUUAGAGACCUUGAAGGCCGGGGAGGGUUGUUUGGAGGCGUAUGCCCAUUUCACGCAGCAUGCUCUACAAUGA
Messenger RNA from Guyanagaster necrorhizus, 540 nucleotides. RefSeq lists its product as uncharacterized. Lineage: Eukaryota; Fungi; Basidiomycota; Agaricomycetes; Agaricales; Physalacriaceae. The transcript has 2 exons. Gene Ontology annotation, cellular component: extracellular region. Bases 1 to 540 code for a protein of 179 amino acids. The record is from RefSeq and is a predicted model, not a curated record. Gene Ontology annotation, biological process: intracellular calcium ion homeostasis. Gene Ontology annotation, molecular function: hormone activity.